AUGCGUGUGUUCCUAGAACACCCAACGAUUGAUUUAGCCUCAACAACGAGGCUCAGACAGGUGGCUAAGAAAGGACAGGCAGUCUUAUCAUCAGAUGGUAAAUCAUUGCUCUGCGGCGCUUUGUCGCAGAAUGUUACAGCAGAAUUACAAGAGAACGUCGCUAAUCUUGAAGAAGAGUAUAAUCUUUUCGAGAAUACUUCUUAUGAUCUAUAUGCAGCCGUUGCGCAACUAAAAGAUGAUGUAGGAGCAUGUAAGACAUCACAAUCUAACCUAAUUCGAUCGAGCUCUAUCCCUUUCUGCAACGCGACGAAAGUCGGACAUUUCUAUUUGAACAACGUGACUAACGAACUGACAGUGUGCAACGGAAACAACUGGUACAGUAUGACAAGAGGAUGUCCAUAUAACAAUUAUGAGGGUUAUUGUGGAUAUUCGGUUUUGUCCCAUCGUUGCCAAUUGAUUUGGAAGCAUUCAUAUCUUGAGGUUGGAAGUGCUACAAACGACAUGCGCACAUUCAGUUCAUUCGACCGACCAUGCACAGACCUGUCUGUUGGAUGGUGCAACAUCGCCGAUAAAGACGCAGUACCUGGACAGGUGCAAGUAACUGCAGCCUAUCACGAGGGUCAAUUAGUAUAUGCUUAUCGUGGGGAUAGGAAUAAUGAAUUAGGAAAGACGUGGAGAGGAGCAAUACUCAACAAUCCUAUUAAAAUAGUAGAUUUGUGUACAGGAAAUAAUGGAACCCCUCCAGAACCGACUUCCGAUACGUAUCAAGGGCUGACAUUUGACAAACAUAAUCCUGAGGUACACACUGGUAACUGCGACACAGACCGGUAUCCAAAUGGUAACGACUGUCGCUGGGAGAAUUGUUUACUGCCAUCGAGCAUCUCCAGUCAAUCGUCCCAUGUGCAAAUGACUGUCGCAAUGUAUCUAUGCUGAUCGCUUAAUGCUCUUGUCGGAAGACCAGGUAUAUCACAAAAACCAUUAAGACUCGUUGCUUUGUCGAAUGAAUGGAUGCAGUGUAGUAACAAUUUCAUGUCGUAUAUCUAGAAUUUAGACUAUCGCCAUCGUGAAUGGUUUCUAUUUGUUAGAGCUUUAAUUAUCGUAGCUGUGCAAGCAUGUGAUAGUAGUACGUAGCAAUUAGUCACAGUCUCGCUUUAUCGAUAUCAAUUAUUAUCAACCAAAAU
This is a messenger RNA of Corticium candelabrum, 1181 nucleotides long. RefSeq lists its product as uncharacterized. Lineage: Eukaryota; Metazoa; Porifera; Homoscleromorpha; Homosclerophorida; Plakinidae. The record is from RefSeq and is a predicted model, not a curated record. The transcript has 6 exons. Bases 1 to 933 code for a protein of 310 amino acids.